AUGAUCGAGCAACACUUUGCCUUUUGGGACAAUGACAAGUACUCAGCGCUUAGUACAUUUUUACAGAAUCAUUACCGAGAGGCACUCGCUGCCAUUCAAACUCUCACUGGCAAACUUUCCUCUCUGGAAGGUGUCCUCAAUCUCACACAUGCCGACUUUGUUCGUUUUCACAAGGAAGAGUGCUCAUACCUCGAUGGCCUGAAGGAACCCCCUGUCAAGGAUUGUGUCAGUGUUCAAUAUGUUCAAGCUCUCGAUGAAGUUGUUGUCUGCCAAAAGGAAUGGAACACAGCACGAGAAGCCGCCAAUCGGGUGCUUGUGGAUAUUCAUGUCGGCGGCUAUCAGGAAAUGCACACCGCCAUCAAUCAAGCCCAGAUCCGAGUUGACGGAUCAUAUUCGAGGCUUCAAAAUGCAGAAGCGAUGGCUUCGCAUUUAGAAAUUCAACUUGGGAUUGACAACUUCACUUUUGACUUACCGCCAGCACUCAAUGACUUAGAACAACUUGUCAUGACACAUCUAUUUGAGUUGUCAAAACUCUCGCUUUCAGGCACGGGCUACAAACUACGUCAACAAAUUAGCAAGGCUCUACAACAUCGAUCACAGGCAAUUCGGAACACACUUAGCUGGUUCAAUCUGCAGGCUGCUGCUCUUGUACCUCCAUGUCCACAGCUCACUUGGAAAGAUAUAGUGGAGUAUAGCUUUCUGGGUGAGUUUGAUCUUUUGCGCCAGUCUCAUUCUGACAUUCGCACCUUGGAUUGGACCAAACCUGUGCAUCGCAAAGCUACGCCAUACAUGACGAGGAACUCACUGUGA
This is a messenger RNA of Suillus bovinus, 810 nucleotides long. RefSeq lists its product as uncharacterized. The transcript has 6 exons. The coding region runs from base 1 to 810 and encodes 269 amino acids. Lineage: Eukaryota; Fungi; Basidiomycota; Agaricomycetes; Boletales; Suillaceae. The record is from RefSeq and is a predicted model, not a curated record.